This is a messenger RNA of Cuscuta campestris, 3640 nucleotides long. The record is from the annotation of a GenBank genome assembly. Lineage: Eukaryota; Viridiplantae; Streptophyta; Magnoliopsida; Solanales; Convolvulaceae.
CUACUCCUACAGAGAGAAAACCCAAACAAGCUGACCAGUCGAUCACUCCACCGUUCCCGAUCAACAUAGAUUCGGUUCUGAUUAGUUAAUUGUGUAUCGAAUUAGGGCAAGAGUUCGCCGUGAAGAACACAAAUCAUGUUUUUCAGCGGUGAUCCCUCGUCGCGGAAGCGAGUCGAUUUAGGCGGCCGAAGCUCCAAGGAACGCGACCGGCAGAAGCUUGUGGAGCAGGCUCGGCAGGAGCGUAAUCGCCGGCAGCACUUGCGUCAGCAGAACUCGGCGGCCAUCAAAGUUCAGAAAUUCUUCAGAGGAAGAAAGGCAGUUGAAGCUGCACAUUCCAGAGUGCGCAAAUCAUUUUUCAAGACUUAUGGGGACCAUUGCCAGAACGUUCAGAGGCAGUCCUUUGCUCCAGAUUCAGACUUCCUUCGGCAACUUCUUUUUUUCUUGAAUCCAACAAGUGGGGCUGAUUUUUCUGUCCUUGUGGAAGCAUGCCAAUCUUUACGAGAAUUCACUCGUGAUACUGGGGAUAUUGCUAGCAUCUUUGGUGGCAUGCAGUAUGAUAUCAAUCGUGCAUUGGUGGACUACAGGGUCAAGAAACUUGCGUACGCUUGUACUCAAGCACUAUAUGCAAACAGGACUGAGUUGAAGGAUCAACUUCUUGAAAGAUGCGAAAACCUUCAUACACCAAUUAUUAUUUUAUUGGAUACAGUUCAUUUAUUGAUUGAUCCAAGGCUUCCUUGGGCCUGCAGAACAGUCACUUAUCUUAUUCAAAGAAAUAUUUAUUCUUUGUUUAGAGAACUUAUUGUGACAUGGAAGGAAAGGAUUUUUCGUGUUUCCAACAGGGUGGGUUCCUCUUUGGAGAGCAUUAUAGUUAUAAUCAUGUCUCAUGUUGGACAACCAUCUUGUAGCUGCCCUAUCCUUGAUUCGGAAUCAAGAUUUCCUUCCCAGAUUCUUACAAUACCGUUUUUGUGGCACUUUUUCCCACACCUAAAAGAGAUUUUUGCAACGCCAGCGCUGAGUCAACAUUAUAUCCAUCAGAUGGCCUUAUGUGUCAAAGAUCAUAGUACUGUUCUCCCUCCUGACACAGCAACUGAUUUGCCUGGAUAUGGAUGCCUUUUGGGAAACCUAUUGGAUGUUGGAAGCCUUGCUCUCACUCAGCCAAACUCAUUUGACAUGGCUAUUGAUUUUGCAAUUGUUUCUGCAUUUUUGUUGGAAGCACUUCCAUCACUCAGAAAUUCAAGCCUGGGAAGCAAAGGAUUUUCCCAAAUGGCUGAUGAUGAAAUGAUUAUUGGAGAUGAACCAAGUGAUGAGGUUCUGAAUUUGGACUUGGAGCAACAAAUAUCGAAAGCAAUGGAACCAUCUUUUCUUCUACAGUUGAUAAAUGUCUUCUUUGGGAGGUCUGCACCCACCAAUGCUGUACAAAGUGGCCAGUUUAAUGAGAAAGUUGCGGAAGCUGUUGGUGCAGCUUGUGUGUUCCUGCAUGUGAUUUUCAAUAUAUUAGACCCUGAUAGGAUUAUGACUAUAAUUGCCUAUAGGACAGAACUGGUUCCUGCACUUUGGAACUUUAUGAAGCAAUGCCAUGAGAGUCAGAAUUGGUCAUUGCUGUCAGGGCAAUCAACAUAUUUGCCUGCAGAUGCUCCUGGUUGGCUAUUGCCAUUGGCUGCUUUCUGUCCUGUUUACAAGCACAUGCUUAUGGUAAUUGACAAUGAGGAGUUCUAUGAACAAGAGAAGCCAUUAUCCUUGAAGGAUAUCAAAACUCUGAUUGUUAUCUUAAGACAGGCCCUGUGGCAGAUCAUGUGGCUGAAUCCUGUGCAUAUAACUAAUGUCAAGAAACAUGUAACUGAUAGAUUCAAUACAAAGAGGAAUCAUGUGGAUUUUAUUCAGAACGAGGUUUGUGUUGUGGCUUCUGAGCUUCUCUCUAAGUUGCAAGACUGGAACAAUAGAAGACAAUUUACAUCUCCCAGUGACUUCCAUGCUGAUGGUGUCAAUGAGCACUUUAUCUCUUCGGCAAUGAUGGAGAACACCAGAGUUAAUGAUAUACUGAAACAAGCUCCCUUCUUGGUGCCUUUCACCAGCAGAGCAAAAAUAUUUAAUUUCAAGCUUGCUUCUUCAAGAGAAAGGAAUGGGAGUCAAGCUGUUUUUGCAAGGACUAAACUUAAAAUACGAAGAGAUCAUAUUCUAGAAGAUUCUUUUGAUCAGUUGAAUAAAUUAUCUGAUGAUGAUCUCCGUGGAUUGAUUCGUGUGACUUUUAUCAAUGAAUUUGGAGUUGAAGAGGCUGGUAUAGAUGGUGGUGGGAUUUUCAAAGACUUUAUGGAGAAUAUUACACGUGCAGCAUUUGAUAUACAAUAUGGAUUAUUUAAGGAAACUGCUGAUCACCUAUUAUAUCCCAAUCCCGGAUCAGGGUUGAUCCAUGAACACCAUCUACAAUACUUCAAGUUUCUAGGGGUUGUCCUUGCAAAGGCUAUUUUUGAAGGGAUACUUGUUGACAUACCUUUUGCUACUUUCUUCCUUAGCAAAUUGAAGCAAAAGCAUAUUUAUUUGAAUGAUCUACCAUCUUUGGACCCAGAGCUGUACCACCAUCUAAUAUUUCUGAAGCAUUAUGAGGGUAAUUUAUCAGACUUGGAACUGUAUUUUGUUGUGGUUAACAAUGAAUAUGGGGAGCAAAAAGAGGAGGAGCUUCUCACAGGUGGAAAAAGCAUGCGAGUUACAAAUGAAAAUGUCAUCACCUUUAUUCAUCUUGUAGCAAACCAUCGUUUGAAUGCUCAGAUACGUGAACAAAGUUCUCAUUUUUUGAGGGGCUUUCAAGUCUUAAUACAGAAGGAUUGGAUUGACAUGUUUAAUGAGCAUGAACUUCAGCUUCUAAUAUCUGGUGCAGUUGAUGGUAUUGAUGUUGAAAAUCUUCGAGCUCACACCAAUUAUACUGGUGGUUAUCAUAAGGAUCACUACGUAAUUGAGAUGUUCUGGGAGGUGGUUAAAAACUUUUCAUUGGAAAACCAGCGAAAUUUUUUGAAAUUUGUAACAGGGUGCUCUCGGGGACCAUUGCUUGGAUUUAAUCACUUGGAACCUAAAUUCUGCAUACAAAGAGCUGCAGGGAUCACAACAGACGAAGCUAUUGAUCGUUUGCCAACGUCAGCCACUUGCAUGAACCUCUUAAAGCUUCCUCCAUAUAGAAGCAAAGAACAAAUGGAGGAAAAAUUGCUUUAUGCUAUAAGUGCAGAAGCUGGUUUUGACUUGAGCUGAUCGAGUUUUUAGCAUCGCUCUUUUUAUGUCAAGAACCCCUUUUACAUGGAAGGUCACAAGUGAUUCUCGGGCAAUCGGCUUUCUCCCCCCCCCCCUGCCCCAACUGCCCACCGUGUUGUAAAUGGCUGCUUGAAAGCCUUUGGGACUCCCCAUGCCCGCAAGUACAUGUAAAUAAAAGUGGGUCGCCUGCUUAAGCAAGCCACUUUCUGGAUGGGAGUGUAACAUAUAUGGUUUCAUUUUUUUCAAAUAGUCAACACUGCCCAAAAAUGGUCGCAAAUAUCAUAUUCGAUUCAUGUUGUCAGGUGAUUUACUGCUUAGUUAAUCAACAGAUCAUGUGAUACUGAAUGAUAUUGCUCAUCUAGCUGUUGUCUUAUAGAGUAUUGAAAAAAAGAAACUUCCACCU